Molecule: messenger RNA, 924 nt
Organism: Gryllus bimaculatus (two-spotted cricket)
Lineage: Eukaryota; Metazoa; Arthropoda; Insecta; Orthoptera; Gryllidae
Source: the annotation of a GenBank genome assembly
AUGCGGGCUCUACAAGUCGCAGGCAACGUGACGUACAGCCCGUCGGCCGGCGUGUACACCCGCUGCGCGUGGGUGUCCGGCAAGGAGCUGUGCGGCCCGUUCGCCAUCGAGGGUCUGGCCACGCCCUCGCACAUCUUCCCCGGCUGCUGGAAGGCCGCCUUGGUGCUGCUGUUCGCCGGCCUGGCCGUCGCCUCCAUGUCCGCCCUGGCCUCCAUCCUGGCCAUCUGCAAGCAGGCGCUGUGCCGCAAGAGCAUCUUCACCAUCUCCGGGGCGGCUCAGGCAGUAGCAGCUAUCUUAUACAUUUUGGGCUUUGUUCUGUAUCCUGGUGGGUGGGGCUCCCCUCGUGCUCAAAAACUUUGUGGCGAUGAAGCAGCUCCAUUCUACCCAGCAGAAUGUUCUAUUGGCUGGGGCCUAUAUGCAGCUGUUGGCAGCAUGGGUCUGACUCUGCUUUGUGCACUUCUGUCAAUGCAAGCUGAUAUUGCAACAUCUAGUGACAAGGUUGAGUUCCAAAUACAGCAAGGCCGCUCUCUUAUUUGCUUGUGAUGCAGCCAACUUCUUACCUAUCUUGCUCACUUCUCGAGUCAAGAGGCCAUCUCUAUCACUGUAUGUGUUGUACAACAAGUUCAGCUCAUUGUGAUUUGUGCUGUAUUAGAGGAAGCCAGGCUACAUCUAGAUGGCACUGAUGCUGCAGUCCGAAUACUCACCACACCAUCCAUACCUUAUGAGGAAUUCAAAGCCACAAUCCAGAUUUUGUGUUCUUGGAUAGCUCCUGCACCAAGCUCUUGCACCAUGCAGGCUGGUCAGGAUGGAAGCAAGAGGGUUGAAAGGUGGUUGGGACAACCCCCACCUUGUAGCAGCACACCAGCAAACAUGCAUACUCAAGAUGGUAUUCAAAAUGAGACCACAAAGGCACAUCCCCAUUAG